Messenger RNA from Oikopleura dioica, 1287 nucleotides. The record is from the annotation of a GenBank genome assembly. NCBI's taxonomy places the organism in Eukaryota, Metazoa, Chordata, Appendicularia, Copelata, Oikopleuridae.
AUGGUCAAGGCAAUCUAUCUUCAUGAUGCAGACCAGUGGGAAAAUGCGCGACAAGAAGCAGCGAAUCUUCAAAGUCUCGAUCACGCGAACGUGGUCCGAUUCAUCGACUUUCUGGAUCGACAAACUCCAGAUUGGGCGUUUGGGUCCAUGUGCUUCAUUAUCAUGGAGUACUGCGCUGGAGGCAGUCUUGCCGACUGGAUCCAGAAGAUGAAAGAUGCCGGCCGAAAGCCGACGAUGGAAGAGGCGACUCUCAUCGGUGCUCAAAUCAUCUCUGGUUUGAGCUACUGCCACGAGAGGAAGAAGCUUCACCUUGAUUUGAAGCCCGAAAAUAUCUUUGUCCAGUCUGACUUUAUAACCGUCAAACUGGGUGAUUUCGGCAGCACCCAGUCGGUCCGCUCGAUUCAACAAACCAUGACAACGUCGAGCGACAGCCCCAUAAAGUGCACUCCUCUUUACGCUGCACCAGAAAUUUACCACGAGGAAGAGGCAAAAAUAUCACCAAGACUGGACGUUUGGGGAUUUGGUUUAAUUCUGCAGGAAGUAUUGACAUUGGAGCAUGCUUUCGGCCGUGUUGAUGGAAGAACAGCGUUUACCGGAGAGAUUCUGACAAACAUCCAAACAGGAAAUCGAACGUCGCUCUUUGAAAUUUUCGGCGAAACGAACGAGUUUGAAGAGUUUGAAAAUCUUCUUCAAAAAUGCACUUAUCUUAACCGCAAGCGACGCCAUAGGAACGCGGUCGAGCUCAGGGCUGAAUCUCUCUUCGUUGAUUUCUUACAGCGAAUUGAAAACGGCGAACGACCGAGCAACAUCGUUCCCCCUCCCUUUCCAAAUGAGAAUGAUAAGGUUCAGCGACUCACGGAAGAGAUUGAGCAGAAAGACAGGACAAUCGCACAACUUCAGCGUCGACUUGACACUUUCAACGAAAUCAUGGAAGAUCGACUUAGAGACGAAGCGAAGCAAAAAAAUAAAGAAAUCGCGAAAAUGAAUUUCGAGAAACUCUCCGCGAAGUUUUAUCAUGGGGAUAAUUGGGAGGUCGCCGAAGGAGGCUGGCACUUGCAAUUCAAAGGAGGGAAUGGAAAAGGAUCAGAUGAUUUUUAUUACUUGUCAAUCUGGAACAAAGAACGCGGCAGAAGAUUCAGAGCCGUAGCGCAGCAAAUUAAUUGGAUGACUGGAGAAGAAGUGAAUCGACGAGAAAUCGAAAGCAAGGCGGAUGGAGGGCGACAAACCAUCAAAUACGAAAGGGAAACUUGUUAUAUUUAUGUGAGAUUUAAUAUUUACUUUCUGUAA